GGGCGCCGCCCUGCCGGCGCCGUUGGGAUCCCCGCGGAGGCGCGCUCCGGGCACCCCCAUCUGCUCACCGGGCCGACCCCGGGAGGAGCAGGCCGGUUUGGGUCUGAGCCUUGCAGUGGGAGGACGGCUCCUUUGCCCGCCCCCCCGGCCCCGCCGUGGAGAGCCGAGCACACAGUAUAUUUCUUAGUAGCUAUCCAAAAGAAUGGAGAACACGGGGAAAGCAAAUAAAAAGGAUGCAAUAACAGUCACACCAAAAAAUGACAAAAUGUCCACCAGCGAGGCAUUCCUAGACUAUCAACGUGAAAUAAAGGAAAAUACAGUAGACCGACUGCUAUUUCAACUAAAGAAGCUUAGAGACAAGAACCAAAAGAAUCAUGAAAGAAAUGGGCGCUUGAAGGAGGAGCAGCUCUGGCACUUGAGGAACAUCCUGAAGGAGCGGAGCGAGGAGCGAGAGGACAAACUGUCACCUGUAACAAGGGAGGACGUGGAAGAAGCAAUGAAGGAAAAAUGGCAGUUUGAAAGAGACCAAGAAAAAUGCCUGAAAGACAUGCGUGUGCAAAUAAGUAAUGCUGAGAAAAUAUUUCUUGAGAAACUUGGUGAAAAGGAAUAUUGGGAAGAAUAUAAGAAUGUUGGGAGCAAACAACAUGCUCAAACCAUUGUUUCCUUAGAAAAUGACAUCAACACAGUUAAAGAGAAUGCAGAGAAAAUGUCAGAGCAUUAUAAAGUCACUCUGGAAGAUGCUAGAAAGAGAAUAAUCAGAGAAACUUUGUUGCAACUAGAACAAAAGAAGGAGUGGGCUACCCAGAAUGCUGUGAAGUUCAUUGAUAGGGGAAGUUAUCGAGAAAUCUGGGAGAAUGACUGGCUAAAAAGAGAGAUUGCAAUUCACCGGAAGGAAGUUGAAGGACUAGAAAGUACGAUUCAUGAACUGGAAGAAGAAAACUUGCUGCUUAUAGAACAAUUAUACAACUGUAAAAUUGUGGAUCUCAAAAUACCCAGGUCAAAAUCCACGAACAUACCUAGACAAUGUUUUGCCACUGUGGGGAAGAUGGCCGCGCCCGCCACCCCGAGCCGCCCUGCGGCCGCCCAGUGCGUUCUCGCCUUUAACGUCGUGAGCAUCCGUCCUUCAGACACGCACCCGGCGCCCCGAACGAAAGAGCCGUCAAAAUUAGAGACGACAGACUCGAGAUCUUUAGGGGAGCUGGGUAGCAUCAUCUGUAAAGACAGCAGUGACGACGUCCAGCGCCUGAAGACACUCGAGGGGUUCGGGUCCUGGCAAGAGCUCGGGGGCUCUCCUCUGAACUUUUUACUGUACGAGGAUGAGCGGGAUUUCAAGGAUUAUUCAAACCUUGGGCCCCUGGCGGUGAAGCUCAUGAGCGUGCAGGGCAAGCGGAUGCCGAUUCACGCUGAAGAAAAAGAGAUGCCCAUCAACGUGUACGAGGAGAGCAGGAACCCGGAGGCCCACGUCACUUACCAGAUGAUGAAGUCCUUCCGCUGAGGCUGCAGCCACCAUGAGAACACCGUGUUCUCCUCAGCACCCCAGGAACCACACGUCGCACUUGCUCCUUUGACUUACACGUUGGUCCAUUUUCGAGCCUGUUAUUUCAAAAGGUCAAGAUUACAUUCAAAACCCAAAGUCUCUAGUAUUCAGCUUUCCAUUUACUUGUGUGGAUGAGUGACAAAAGAAAAACACACUUUGUCUCUCUGUUUAAGCACCAUUCAGAAGCAAAAGAGCAGGUUCACGGUGGUCUCUGGUUCCUUCCCCACUGAAAAAGUCACCAUUAAUCCAAGAUUCCAGCACGAACACCCCCAGUUGGAGAGGUUUCUAGCCGAAUGCAAGUGGCUCAUGCUUGUAAUCCUAGCUCCUCAAGAGGCUGAGAUU
This is a messenger RNA of Perognathus longimembris pacificus (Pacific pocket mouse), 1879 nucleotides long. RefSeq names its product coiled-coil domain containing 83 (gene Ccdc83). The transcript has 12 exons. Bases 203 to 1495 code for a protein of 430 amino acids. NCBI's taxonomy places the organism in Eukaryota, Metazoa, Chordata, Mammalia, Rodentia, Heteromyidae. The record is from RefSeq and is a predicted model, not a curated record.